AUGCCGUCGGCUUUCACAGCAUAUCUGGCUGACCAUUACGCGGAGUUAAGGAACUUAGCGACGCAGGUUGGGCGACGUAAAGCGAAACUUCGUCUGCUUGAAAGCUUUUGGACACAGCCUUUCGAAGAGAAAGAGUGUAAUGGACGAAUUGCCGAGGAUCAAGCGAGUCAUGAAAUCUUGACCGAAGCGCUUGAAGAUAUCCUCAAACUAGGUGGCGAGGAGGAAGCAGAGAUCGCUCAAUUUGUGGACGAGGCUAGAAUUGCUGGCGUCGUUGUUCGUACAGAUUUUUCAGAUGACACGGCAUGGACGAGGUUCUGUGAAACACUUAUGAGUGCAGAGAAAGAUCUUGCGAUGCCUAUUGAUGAGGAGGGAGCUGGAACAUCUGCUGCAGAUGGCGAAGGCGAAAGUGAUGAAUCUGAAUCUGAAUCUGAAUCUGACAACGAAGACGAAGAAAUGAAUGCGCCUGGUGAUGCUUCCAAAGCGACAUCUGCAUCUGAACCGGUAUCGCUUUUUGCAAUCCUUAGUCCGCCUACUUCAUCACCUUUGCGUGCACGUCUAUCAGGAAUAUCAAAUCUGGCAGCUCUGCGACUCCUCAAUGAUGUCGAUGCUGUACGUUCACCCGUUCCGGUCCCUAAAUCGAAUAGCGGACCUUCGAGUUCCGCAGGACAUCGUCUUGCCGGUUUGCACGGUUUUGUGGAAGCAUACACAGGACCUCUCAUAUGGGUGUAUGAUGCACGUUCGAAUACAGACCAAGCAGCACGCGUUGUCAGUCAGUGUGCCGAAGGCGUUGGGUCUGCAACAGGAGAUAGCUGGAGGGCACGAGCAUCGUUCCUCCCCGAGCUGCAGUUGAAUCUUAUUAGUGGAACUAUGAAGAUCGAUUUUGGCGGGCUAGAUCGGUGGGAUAAUGCGGAGCGACUACGAAACAUGUCAGAGGCAGACUCGUACGGAGUUUAGAGCAUUAUUGUAGGACUGGGCAGCUGACUACGAUUGUCUAAAUUUACAU
Messenger RNA from Fomitiporia mediterranea MF3/22, 1003 nucleotides. RefSeq lists its product as uncharacterized. NCBI's taxonomy places the organism in Eukaryota, Fungi, Basidiomycota, Agaricomycetes, Hymenochaetales, Hymenochaetaceae. The record is from RefSeq and is a predicted model, not a curated record. The coding region runs from base 1 to 954 and encodes 317 amino acids. The transcript is spliced from 3 exons.